AUGCUCUCGUUGAAGACAGCUUCACAAGGUACAAGUCCUGGCUUUCACCACCAUCAUCCCCACCAUCAUGGUUCACCUACUUCCACUAGUACUAGCAGUGGUAGUGGUAGUACAUCCGAUACCGUGGAUCAGACAUCUUGCUGUUCAUUGGUGGACGCCAUGAGUACGGCAGAAGCCAGUACCAGUACGGCCAGCAGCAGUGCUACCAACGGCACUACCGGUAGCUCGUCCAGUGGACUCAGACGAAAACCCACCAUGAAGUCUUCCUAUGCGCUAACGUCCAUGCUACAGCAGCAACAGCAGCAACAACCACAAGAUGACGAAGAGUAUACCAAACACAGCAAUAGCAGUCCCACUCUAUCCAUGAUACCCGACACAACAACUACUACUCUAGCGUCGGCGAUUGUGGCCGACGCCGCUGCCAUGACGCGCAUGUCUCCGGCCGAGUUUGGCGCGGCUCUACACGCCAUUGAACAACCGUCGUCUCAAGAUAGUAGUACCCCAUUUACCGAAAGUCAAUUGCGCAAAGCACUCGAAUGUCCUUUGCGACAAGCCCGCAAAUUACGAGACAAUUGUCGAGGACCUGGACCACAAACCAGUUGGAUUGGAUUGCCGUAUCCGUCGCUACGAGAAGAACGACCCUUUCUCUACGAUCACAUGCACACGCAUCCACUGGCGGAAAUUCUACAACGCACUCUUAACAAGACAACAACAGACUUGGCACAAUUGCAUCAAACGUGGGACUCCACUCAAAUGACGGCACUUCAACAUCAACGACAACUCGUCGCACCCCUGCUCGACAAACAUGAACGAACACAGUUUGCACACGCUUACGAAUCCUUUGUCACGUCCUGUUGUAUUCCUCUCUUGCAUGCCGCCGCGUUGCGACAUUCCGUCUUUUCCACCAGUUCCGCCGGUGUCGUGUAUCGCUAUCAAGUCUUUCCUACCAUUAACAUUGUCUAUCCGAACGAUCCAGAGGCAUGUCGGCCACCGUCGUGCGAUCUCGCCCAUGGCAAAUCGGUCGGAUGGUUGCAUUUUCACAUUCCUCUCACGGCUGCGUGCAAUACAUCCGCACUCUACUGCGAACGAUAUCCCGGACGCGAAGAUUGGCAUGCGUUGCGAUGUACUUCUGUCGGGCUGGGAUACUGUUGGGAUGGUGCCCGGUGUCAUUCCUUUGUGCCACUCAAUACUACUAACGCCACACGCGUCUCGUUGGAUUUUCGAAUCCUCUUGGUCCGACCCGAUUCCUUGACAAGCCAAGAAGAUGAUGAAUUGUGUCGACCACUUCAUUUGACCGAUUCCUUGACACGCAUUCCGGGGUUUUACGAACAAGCCACUAUGGAUGUAGGAGGUGCCUCGCGGAUUCUACUAAGGAGACGAUCGUCUCCAUGGUCGGCCGUGCCCGAUGCGCGAUGUGGAUUUCCGUUUGCUUGAAACGAAAGAACUGGACAGACAAGAACAUCCGCGGCUAGUAGUAGUAGUAGUAGUAGUAGUAGAGAGAAGGAGUUGGUUAGUUUGGUGCAGGCAGACAGGCAGUAUGAUUAUCACUUGCAUACAUACGGUAGAGAAAAUGAAAACGCUAAAAGUAGUAUGAUUGAUUCGAUCUAUUAUAGUAAACACCUAUGACUAGCUAGCUAGCAU
Seminavis robusta is the source of this 1641-nucleotide messenger RNA. NCBI's taxonomy places the organism in Eukaryota, Bacillariophyta, Bacillariophyceae, Naviculales, Naviculaceae. The record is from the annotation of a GenBank genome assembly.